Magnolia sinica is the source of this 885-nucleotide messenger RNA. RefSeq names its product glutathione transferase GST 23-like. The transcript has 2 exons. Gene Ontology annotation, molecular function: glutathione transferase activity. NCBI's taxonomy places the organism in Eukaryota, Viridiplantae, Streptophyta, Magnoliopsida, Magnoliales, Magnoliaceae. Gene Ontology annotation, biological process: glutathione metabolic process. Bases 223 to 885 code for a protein of 220 amino acids. The record is from RefSeq and is a predicted model, not a curated record. Gene Ontology annotation, cellular component: cytoplasm.
GUUGGACCAACCUAUUGAAAGGUUUGGAUGUCACAUGCACUAAUAGAUUGGAUGUUAUCCACUCGUUGGACAGUACUUUGGUCCAAUCGGUUGGACUUGAGACCUACUCCCUCCCUCUCUCUCACCAAACUACUAAAAUAAAAAGGAAACCAGCUAAAGCAUUCUAUCACUAAACUAGUAAAUAAAAAAGGAGACCAGCUAAACCAUUCUAUCAUUGCAGGCAUGGCUAAAGGAGAUGUGAAGCUGUUUGGUGUAUGGUCGAGCCCUUUCACUCUCAGAAUCAUAUUGGCAUUGAAACUGAAAGGAAUUGAAUUCGAAUACAUAGAAGAAGAUCUCUCCAACAAAAGCUCUCAGCUUCUUGAGUACAACCCAAUACACAACAAGAUACCGGUCCUCGUCCACAACGGCGAACCGAUUGUCGAAUCGCUGAUCAUUCUUGAAUAUAUUGAUGAAAUUUGGAAAGACAAUCCCAUUUUGCCGGUCGACCCUUACGAAAGAGCUACUGCGCAGUUCCUAGCUAAAUUAGGAGAUGAAAAGUGUUUGGCAGCCAUUUGGCAAGUUUUUAUCACCCAAGGGAAGGAACGAGAAGAAGCAAUUGCUCCAGCCAUAGAGAGCCUGAAACCCUUAGAAGAGGCGCUCAUCGGAAAGAAAUUUUUCAGCGGGGCAACGAUUGGAUUUGCAGAUAUUUUGCUCGGCUGGAUGGCAAACAUGGUCAAAGUCCUUGAAGAAAUCAUUGAUCAGAAGAUAAUCGUUGAGGCGAGAUAUCCAUUACUGUCAGCAUGGAUUGAGAAUUACUUGGAUUUUCCUGUCAUUAGAAACAACUUGCCACUUCAUGAUAAAAUGGUUGAAAAAUUCCGUGCACGUCGCCUCAGUUGCAUGAAGUGA